Messenger RNA from Aspergillus puulaauensis, 1620 nucleotides. RefSeq lists its product as uncharacterized. The transcript is spliced from 6 exons. Gene Ontology annotation, biological process: transmembrane transport; allantoate transport; dipeptide transport. Lineage: Eukaryota; Fungi; Ascomycota; Eurotiomycetes; Eurotiales; Aspergillaceae. The record is from RefSeq and is a predicted model, not a curated record. Gene Ontology annotation, molecular function: allantoate transmembrane transporter activity; dipeptide transmembrane transporter activity. Gene Ontology annotation, cellular component: plasma membrane. The coding region runs from base 1 to 1620 and encodes 539 amino acids.
AUGAAGAAGCCAGCCCAAGAAGUGCUCAAUGGCACGCCGCACACUGCGCCUAGCUCGGACGCUGAUGCCGGCGGCGUCAAGCUAGAGGGCCCAAUCGAAUCGAUUGACACGGCGCUUGGUCAAAUACUCGAGGUGGAGUCGUCGCCGGAACUGGAGAAGAAGGUGCUGUUGAAGAUCGACUUAGUUUUGAUGCCCAUGAUGUGUUUCGCAUACUUCCUCCAGUUUCUGGACAAGAUGGUCCUUAGCCAGACGACGUUAUUCGGCCUCAGGGAAGACCUGCAUCUGGUCGGCGAUGAGUACGCGUGGUCAUCAGCCAUAUUCUAUUUCGGUUAUCUCGCCUGGAGCUGGCCCAAUUCGUACCUUCUCGCCCGGCUCCCAAUUGGCAAGUAUCUGGGAACCACAGUUUUCCUCUGGGGAGGCAUUCUCAUGUGUCAUGCAGCCAGCAAGGACUUUGCUACGCUCGCGACGGCCCGCUUCUUCCUGGGGGUGGCAGAAGCUGCAGUCGUGCCAGGAUUCUCGCUUAUUACGGGCUUAUUCUACAAGAAAGAAGAACAACCGAUACGCCAGGCCGGGUGGUACUUCGGGAAUACAAUAGCUGCUCUUGUCGGGUCCUUAAUCACUUACGGCAUCGGCCACAUUACCAGCACAGGCCUUCCCGAGUGGCAGCUGAUGUUUCUUAUUCUUGGGGCUGUUACUGCGGGAUUUGGCCUGGUCCUGAUCCCAGUCCUGCCCGACUCGCCAGCCACGGCGGUUUUCCUGACGAAAACGGAACGGGCCAUCGCCAUCCAGCGUACGCUGGAGAACAAGACCGGUGUCUUGGACACAGGCACCUUUAACGUGAAGCAUGCCAUCGAGGCACUCAAGGAUCCCCAGGCCUGGUUGCUCGUUCUAUACACUUUCUGCGUGAAUCUUUGGAAUGGUGGUCUUACAACAGUCAGUCUUCGUGCCUGGUCCACAAAACACUGUCACUUGCUAAACCUUUCGGACCAGUUCCUCGCACUUCUCCUCAAGGGAUUUGGCUUCAGCACCUUCCAGAGCCUUCUCUGGCAAGCUCCACUCGGCGCCGCGGAGAUCCUCUACCUUGUGUUCACGGCGGUAUUCGCCACCCACGUCCGCUCGAAGCGCAUCUUCGCGGGCUCGUCACGUAUCUUCAUGAUGGUCUUCAGCACCGCGGCCUCGCUACUCGGUGUUCUCCUUGUCUGGAAGCUCGACGAUUCCAACAAAGCGGGGAGACUGCUGGGUAUCUACAUUAGUGUUGGCUAUGCGAUCAACAUCCCCCUCUGUAUGAGCCUCGUUACAUCGAACGUGGCCGGCUUCUCGAAGCGCAGUGUCGUUUCCGCUAUGGUGUUCAUAGCUUACUGCCUUGGGAAUAUUGUCGGGCCUCAGUUCUAUAACGCCUCAGAGGCCCCAUCCUAUCCAAAUGGUAUCAAAUCUGCUGUUUCUGGUUUGUGCUUUGCGACCUUCUUCCUCCUCUGCCUGUGGGCAUAUUACAUCUAUGAGAACGCUCGCAGGGAUAGAGUGUAUGGUCGAGUAACAGAGAUAACGGAGUCAGAGGAGAUGCGAGAUGAACUAUCCAAUCGGACUGACCGUGAGAUUCCCAGUUUCCGAUAUGUGUGUUAA